This is a messenger RNA of Pocillopora verrucosa, 1386 nucleotides long. RefSeq names its product succinate dehydrogenase [ubiquinone] iron-sulfur subunit, mitochondrial. Gene Ontology annotation, cellular component: mitochondrial membrane. NCBI's taxonomy places the organism in Eukaryota, Metazoa, Cnidaria, Anthozoa, Scleractinia, Pocilloporidae. Gene Ontology annotation, molecular function: electron transfer activity; 2 iron, 2 sulfur cluster binding. The record is from RefSeq and is a predicted model, not a curated record. Gene Ontology annotation, biological process: respiratory electron transport chain; aerobic respiration; tricarboxylic acid cycle.
UUAACUUAUGUAAUCAAAAUGGCGACUGCAACUGUAGUCUGUGCAAGAAACAUAACUACCAAAGCCCUGCAGUUACGACCAGCAGUGGCUAUUUCUAAGAUUCUGGUGCGAGAUGCUACAUCAGCUAGUGACAGUCCUCGAAUGAAAACAUUUUCUGUUUAUCGUUGGGAUCCAGACAAGCCUGGUGACAAACCUAGGAUGCAGGAAUAUCAAGUUGAUCUAAACCGAUGUGGUCCAAUGGUCCUUGAUGCAUUGAUAAAGAUAAAAAAUGAAGAUGAUCCAACAUUGACAUUCAGGAGAUCAUGUAGAGAAGGAAUCUGUGGCUCGUGUGCCAUGAACAUUGGAGGAACAAACACAUUAGCUUGUAUAAGUCGCAUCAACCCAGACGAGGGAAAGAAAACCAAGAUCUAUCCACUGCCACACAUGUAUGUGGUUAAAGAUCUUGUGCCAGAUAUGAACAACUUCUACGAGCAGUAUCGCUCAAUUGAACCUUACCUCCAAAAGAAGACUGAGGUGGAAUAUGGAAAGGAACAAUACUUGCAAUCGAUUGAGGACAGGAAGAAACUGGAUGGAUUGUACGAGUGUAUCCUGUGUGCAUGUUGCAGCACUUCUUGUCCCAGUUACUGGUGGAAUGGUGACAAGUACCUUGGACCUGCAGUCCUCAUGCAGGCUUACCGCUGGAUGAUUGACAGUCGGGACGACUACACUGAAGAACGUUUGGCUAAACUGGACUCUGAUCCAUUCAAAGUAUACAGGUGUCAUACCAUCAUGAACUGUACCAAGACUUGUCCUAAGGGAUUGAAUCCAGGAAAAGCCAUUGCUGAGAUAAAGAAAAUGUUAGCUACAUACCAGGGAAAGAAGGCUGCCACAGCUUAGGAAAGCAAUCUUUUUUUUUUCCUUCUCCCCACUGAAUCAGUAUAAAACUUGACACAGUUGUACAAAAAAUCUCUCAAUGUAUUUACCAGGAAUACCUGUAAUUUGAAUUUUGCUUGCAUUUAAGCUCUCUGCUGUUACCACUUGUUUGAAAUUUUUGGCAGGCACAAAUGUCAUGAAACAGUAAGAGGAAGGAAAGAAUUGUGCUAACAAAAAGGUUUUUUUUGUCCUUGUUUCAGAAUUUAGUUUGCAUUUAUUUGUGCUCCAUGUUAGACUAUUAUGAUUAUUUUCUUAAAACAACAAGUGCUUGUGCAACAUGAAGGAACUUUUGCUAAUUUAUUUAAAGUGGAAUUAGUUUUAAUAGUACAGGAUACAAUGGUGAUAAAAUUUCUUCAAUAAAUCGUGAGGAACUUUUGUAAGGUACUUGUUUAUAAUCAACAGUUAAUUUCAAAAUACAUCAGGGGUUACUGCUGUUAUAAACAAGAUUGCUACAAGUAAGGAUUUACUUAAUAA